AUGGCCUCGGCAGGCCCCUCGGCGGCGCGCAGCGAGCGGGCGGGGCGAGGGUCGCGCGCCCUCCCGUGGGGCGCGCCCCCCCCCUCGGAGGGGGCCGCCCUCUUCGGAGGCCCCCCGCCCAGGGGCCCUCUGGAGAGUGCAGGCCGGCGACUGCGGAGGGCCCGCCGCCCCGCGGGCGCCGCUCGCGCCGGAGCCCCUGGCGCUCGUGGCGCCGCGCGGCUGCUCGAAUUCGAUGCCCGUGGCGCCCGGGGCGCCGUGGCACUCGGCCCCUAUCAGGCGAAAAGGCGUCGAUUUUCGGGCACAGUAUCGGUCACGACGCCUCCCUGA
Molecule: messenger RNA, 327 nt
Organism: Prorocentrum cordatum
Lineage: Eukaryota; Dinophyceae; Prorocentrales; Prorocentraceae
Source: the annotation of a GenBank genome assembly